AUGGAACAACUCAAGUCGUGGCAACAUGACAUUGCAGAGCGGUGCACUCACCUAACCGAACGUAUUUUCGCCAGAUACAUGGAUGAGUUCCCAGAUACAACAGAUAUGAUGGAAAUACCAAACCAUGUGCAUCGCCUACGGGCUCUAGUCGAAUACAGCAUGGAGGAUGAGGUCCGAGCCCAACUGUUGCUGUCAGUGGUUCAUGAAAUGAAUACCUACUUGUACCAGGACUUGGUGGAACAGGGACCGCAGGGGAAGACAGAACGGACACUGACACAGUUGAAGUUAACCCACACAGCCGAGCGCAUGAUCGGCUCGACGCUGCCCGCGUUCAAUCGUGCCGUCAGAGACCGCAGCUUCCUGGACAAGAUCACGAUUGUAGAUGGAGCUUUGGACGUCAUGGUGCAGGAAGUGCUGAUCCUACCGGAUGAAUAUUAUAGCAUAUACAACAUGAACAAAGGCACCCCUGGGAAAGUCCGUGCGCUCAGAAAACUAUUUGGAUGCCCAACGGUACCCAACGAGGCAAAGGCCAGCAUCUCGCUGAUUCUGGCUGUGUACAACUUACACAUCUUUGGCAUCUUCACCGAUGACCCCUAUAGCUUGUUGGAGAUUGUAACUCCUCAAGCGGGGGCUUCGGCUGUGUAG
Molecule: messenger RNA, 645 nt
Organism: Oreochromis niloticus (Nile tilapia)
Lineage: Eukaryota; Metazoa; Chordata; Actinopteri; Cichliformes; Cichlidae
Exons: 2
Coding region: 1-645 (214 amino acids)
Source: RefSeq, a predicted model, not a curated record